UGCUCAUUCGUUCGAUUCCUCGUUUUAUACGCAUUCAAAACGUAACACCAGGUGCUUUUCGUUCGCUCAGGUAAAGCUAUUAAUUUAAUAAACUUGGAAAGUGACGUAAACUGGCAUGAAUAAGAGCUGGUCACGUGAUUUCCGUUAGGGAAAAACGAUUUCUCAUUGGGUGAAGAGAACGUGUGUCAUGAAAGCGCAAAAACGCAAAAGAUCGAUAUUUUAUUUUAUACGACUCCUCUUCGGAGAAGUGGAGAGCUUCAGAUAUUAAUUCCUUAUGAAUUUUAGAACACAUCGAGAGCUCUUUUAUAGUUUUUACCAAAUUACCUCUUCCAUAUUAUGAUUUAAUUAAUAUAGAUAUGUGCUAUUUAAAGUGCCUUGGAAUUUUCGUCUUUUGUGAUAUAAUUUUUUUAGUUUCUGCACUUUUUAGGACAGUAUGAUAACGAUGAUUUUAUGACGUUUACAAACACCAUGGAGAUACUACUUAGCAACUGCACCCUUUCAACUGCAUCUUACGAAGGCGACAAGGCUUACGUCUUCCUCGCCUCCACGACAGCCGUCCUCUCUUUCUUCCUCAAUCUAAGUCAGUUCAUCAUCAUCAUCCAUCAGCGAUUACUCAAAGAAAACAAAAACAUCAUCAUCAUCAACCUCUGCAUUUGCGGUCAGCUCUCAUCCGCUUCGGUGAUCUGGUACAUCUACAAGGUCGUCUCCUUCUGGCAAGAGGAACGCCUGGUGGACGAUUACUUGCUGUGCUUCUUGCUGCCAUCCGGUCUGCAUCUUCUGACCAUUUUCAUCUUCACGCCUUUAAUCACCUUAUUAGUCCUGCAGCACAAUCUGGUGAUUCGACCCAAGACUGGAAAGCGAUUCCAAAGCACUCAUUUGGUGAUUGGAUUGCUGAUCGUUCUCUCCUGGUGCCAAGCCAUCAUCAUAUCCAUCAUACCAUUAACCGGUUGGAACAACUGGAACGGUGUUUGUUCUCUUCCACUAGCAUGGUCUCCGUCCUUCACUAUAUUAAUUUGUAUUAUAUACUUCUUACACUAUCCAAUAGUGCUGAUAUUACUGGCAGAUUUGUGCCUGUGGUCUUCAAAGCGGAGAAAUUCCAUCAGUCCAGAACCGCUUUGUUGCCAAUCGAAACUCGAGCUUUGUCACGCCGUCCGAAUAGCAGAAAAGCCUUUGAGCAACAGGAAUGCUAUUUUUCUAUUUCUAUUGUACAUGGCAGGAACGAUGCCUUUCAUGUGUUACGCUGCUAGCGUUGUCAUGGAUCAAGACAUGGACUUCUGCAGCUCGUUGGUUGCUAAUGAAAAAGCUGCGAUGUGGACUUCUUGGGUGACAGUUGUUUUUGCUGCAAUCCGUCCGUUGUUUCACAUAUUUAUGGAAGACGAUUUGGGCGACGCUACUGCAGUUUUCAUCACAACAGUGUCCAGGAGAAAAAACUGCAAUACGUGAUAUUUACAGAACUAUGAAAUUGUAUUUAUUUUUUAAAGUGUCAAAAAUACGAUUUUUUUUCGCUUCAUUUUGUGGAAUGUAUUGUGUUUUUAGCUGUUUCUUUCCUGUAUAAAAAGUCAGUAUGCAAACAA
Molecule: messenger RNA, 1574 nt
Organism: Parasteatoda tepidariorum (common house spider)
Lineage: Eukaryota; Metazoa; Arthropoda; Arachnida; Araneae; Theridiidae
Cellular component (GO): membrane
Source: RefSeq, a predicted model, not a curated record